Molecule: messenger RNA, 2436 nt
Organism: Colletotrichum higginsianum IMI 349063
Lineage: Eukaryota; Fungi; Ascomycota; Sordariomycetes; Glomerellales; Glomerellaceae
Product: Microtubule associated protein
Exons: 3
Coding region: 1-2436 (811 amino acids)
Biological process (GO): mitotic spindle midzone assembly; microtubule cytoskeleton organization
Cellular component (GO): spindle; mitotic spindle midzone; cytoplasm
Molecular function (GO): microtubule binding
Source: RefSeq, a predicted model, not a curated record
AUGGACACCGGCUACCUGUCCCAGCAGGUCAACACCAUCAUCGGCCAGCUGCACGGCCUGUUCGACGAGAUCGGCGUUCCCAAUCAUGAUCGCGAAAAGCGCGAGGAACACCUCUUCGAGGCCCUUUCCAAGGCCCUGACCGACCAGGUCCGCCUAGUGACGAGCGAGAAGGAAGACAUGGUCGAGGAGGCCAGCCGCAUCAUCACAACCAUCCAGCAAAUGGAGGCGUCACUUGACGAUAACCGCACCCACCGCGAUCGCCACGACGACCUCCAGAUCACAUAUCCAUUGACGCGUUGUUUGCAAUCGCUCAAGGAGAGGCACAAGCAAGUUGCCCGUUCCCACAAGGAGCGAUUCGAGCAGGUCAAGAAACUCGUCGAAGCGCUGGAAUCAUACUCGUCCCACCUCGAGGCCACCUUUGUCCAGAUCCCCCUGCCCCCGACCGGCCCGAACCAGUCCAUCCCGCCCAACUUCGACCUGUCGCCGUCGUACGUGGACAAGCUCGACCACGAGUUUACGAGAGUCUAUGAAGAGUACACCCGUCGCGUCGCAACGGUUAAGGCCCUUUGCGAGCACAUCAUUCAGCUCUGGGCCGAGUUGGGCACUCCCCAAGCCCAGACCGACGGCGCCAUCGUCAAGUAUUACCGCGAUUCGCCCGAACAGCUGGGCCUGCACCAGGAGGACAUUGAGCGCCUCAGGGCGAAGCGCGACAAGCUGUCGGACGAGAAGAAGAACCGCGAGAAGCGUCUGAGGGAGCUGCGAGCGGCGGUCGAGGCCCUCUGGGAAAAGCUCGAGGUCGACAUGGGCGAGAGGAAGGCGUUCCUCAACAGCAACCGCGGCUGCGGCGUCAGGCAGAUCAACGAAUUCGAGGACGAGCUGAACCGGCUAAACGAGCUGAAGCGACAGAACCUGCACCUCUUCGUCGAGGACGCCCGCUACAAGCUGCAGGAGCUGUGGGACGCGCUGUACCUGUCGGAAGACGAGAUGCUCGAGUUCACGCCCGCAUUUUCCGACGUGUACAGCGACGCCCUCCUGGAAGCCCAUGAGCGCGAGAUCCAGAGACUGGAAGCCCUCAAGGAACAGCGCGCGCCGACGCUCGAGCUCGUCGACCGACACAAGAGCCUCACGCACGAGCGCAAUGAGCUUGCGGCCUCCAGCCAGGAUGCGUCUCGCCUCAUGCUGCGAGGCCAAAAGGGAGAGAAGCGCGACCCCGGCAAGCUCCUCAGAGAAGAAAAAAUGCGCAAGCGCAUCGCCAAGGAGCUCCCCAAGAUCACUGUCGACUUACGCAGGGUCCUCGAGCAAUUCGAGGACGAGUUUGGCCGUCCGUUCCUCGUCCACGGCGAGCGGUACCUGGAUGUCAUUGAGGCCGAAGACAGACCGGCGCCCGGCCCGCGAUCCAAGACGCCUGGCGCCGGAGCGGCGGCGCCGGCAUCGAUGACCAGACCCAAGGGACACGCCAGAGCCAACAGCACAGCAGGCAGCACAACAGGCAUCGCGAGACCGCCCACCCGCAACGGAGCCAGGACGCCGGCUCCUGCGCCAUCGGUCAAGCGCAACACCAACAACAUGAACAGCGCAGUUCAGCCCAGACCCCUUUCCGCUCACGCGAAAUCCCAGGAGAUCCUCCGGCCGGGCUCGGCUAUGGGCACCGUCAGGGAGCGGGCGCAGACCCUGAACCGGCCGCCGGGCAGCCCCUCUCGGAUUCCUGCACGUCCGCCCUUGACGAACCUCAAGUACGGCACCAAUUCGCCCGAGCGGCAGCUGGACAGACCGGCAUCGAGAAUGGAUGGAUACGCAACGAUUCGGGGCGGAGCGCCAAUGCGCGCACCACCUCCCAAGAUGCGGGAUCUCAACAUGGUGGAGCUCGAGACGCCGGUGAACCCAUACAAGAUGGCAGGUCUGGGCGGAAGCAUCGUGCGCCAGGUCGAGCUGGAAGACCCCUACGAUGAGGACUGCCAGCAGCCGGGCCUCAUGAGGGCCAACUCGACGCUUUCGCACACAUCGCAUGCGUCGCAUGCAUCGCACGCGUCGUACGCAUCGCAGAGCUCUCACCACUCUGUUGGGUCCUCCCAGCACGACUACCACUCUUCGACUCUCCGCCAGUACCCGCCCUCUUCCUACUCUCAAGCACCACCGCCGCGGCAGAUUUCCAACUCGUCCAAUGGAUCCAGUAACGUGACGGGCUCGGAGAACUGGGAGACGUACGACGACGCCAGCGAGCCGGAGCAGGAUGCCACAGACACAUACUACGCCAAGGUGCGGGCGGCGCGCGGCACGCGGUUCGAACCCGAAGCGGCAUCUCGGCCGGCAGCCAACGACGCCAAAAGGCCACCACGGCCGUUCCCAAUGAUGGCGCCUCCGGGGCAUGUGUACAGCGACGGCGAGGGCAACCGCAUCAUCUCGGGUAGUGAGUGGACGGACGAAGACGGGUACUAA